GUGGGAAUGCAGGCGAGUGGGAGCGCCGUCUCGUGGUGAUUAUUCAGGGCACUUCCAGAGCUGGAUUUAUGGCACGCAGCUGUUGAGUGGCUGACAGACGCGUGAGGAGCUCAAGCGCUGCUGCUUCUCAAGCUGCUUGUACCAGCCCGAGCUCUGCUUACUGUUGCAUAGGAAAGAGGACUGCUGUGCCCCCACACAGAUCGGCGACAGAUGGUGCGGGAACAGUAUGUCACCACCACCGAGGGCAGCAGCACGCCCAGGCCGGUGCCCGACGAACUCUACAAGAUUGGCAUCUAUGGCUGGAGGAAGCGCUGUCUCUACCUGUUUGUGCUGCUGCUCAUUGUCAUCCUGGUGGUCAACUUUGCCCUCACCAUCUGGAUCCUCAGGGUGAUGUGGUUCAACACGGAAGGGAUGGGACUACUACAAGUACAUGGAGAUGGGGUUAAGCUGGAGGACGGCGAGUCUGAGUUCCUCUUCCCUCUCUAUGCUCAGGAGAUCCACAGCAGAGAAGACUCUUCACUUCUAUUACACUCAUCGGAAAAUGUUUCCCUUAACGCCCGCAAUGAAAAUGGUGACGUUAUAGAGAGGAUAUCUGUGGGUCCAAAAGAGGCUCAGGGACACACUCGAAAUCUGCUCAUUAACUCGCACAAUGACAACAUGCUGUUCACUGCAGAUGGCGACAAGGCUGAGAUUGGGCCAGACAAACUACGAGUCACAGGUCCUGAAGGAGCGCUGUUCCAGCAUUCAGUGGAGGUGCCUCAGCUGAGAUCAGAAAUUUUGAAAGAGCUGAGGUUGGAGUCCCCGACUCGCUCGCUCAGUAUGGAUGCACCGAAAGGAGUUUUUAUGAAAGCUCUGGCUGGCAACAUUGAAGCUGCUUCCAACAUGGAUGUCAUUCUGCAGUCUAAAGAAGGGCUGCUGGUGCUGGAUGCUGAGACGGUGCGCAUGCCGCGCCUGCCCAAGAGCGAGGACGGGGUUUCUGGAAAUGCUCAGAUUCUCUACGAGGUCUGCGUCUGUCCCAGCGGAAAGCUCUUCCUGUCCAAGGCUGGAAGAACUUCCACUUGCAGCGAUAAUCAGGACUGCUAGAUAGAGUCUGACAAGGUCAUCGAUUUUUCAUCUCUCAGAAGAGGCACCUUCUGGGAGGCAACAAGCACAACAGUUUUUUUUUUUAUCUUUAUACCACAGUGGGUCUACCAGGAUCCCAGUGGCACAUCGAGGCCUGUGAAAAUACAAAUGCCUGCUGGCAUAAAUGAAAUGAGUUCUUUUAGUUGCAUUUAUGAACUUCUGACCAUUCAACCGAAACAAAUUGGCUCUCACUACCAGAUUUGUCUGCAUCAGAGCUUUAUGGAUCUUUUUUUUUUACACACACAGUGUCAUGGCUGGGCAACGAGGAGCUGGUAACAGCUUACAUCCUAUGCAAUAUUAUCUUGUGGUGCAAUAAAUGAAAGUGACGCAUAUCAAGGGCUUGAAAAUUUGAAAAAUAAAUCCCUGAAACAGCGCCAGAGUGUUAUUGAAAAUAUUUGUUUUGCUUUAUACAAUCUCCUCUUGGCCCUUGGUAUGCUGUGUUUUGGUGUUUAGCAUGUAUUUAUUUAAAGGGAGACAAACACAAAUGCUGUAUAUUUGUUUUAUUUUUUGUCUUUUUUCUUUUUUAAAACUCAAAUUCAGAUAAUGAGGUUUUGAUAUUAAUGAGGUUUCACAUGUGUAUCUACAAAGGGCACUUGGAGAGCAUACUCUCUGAUAAGGCCAACGCCAGUGCACUAUUUUGCAAUUUUAAAGUAAGUGACCUGAAUCUGCAAAAAAAGGUCAUGGGCUCUUCCUUUGCCAGUGCUCCAGCUCUCCACCAAAAUUGAUGAAAUCUGUUUUAUGUGUAGUCCUGAUGUCGGACACACAGAGAGCAGCGAUCACAUGCUACAUGUUUUUAAAGUCACUCAUGUUUGGCAUGUGGUAAGCAUGUAAUUACGCAGCAAUUUCCUGCUGGUAAGCUGAGCUGGUCUGUUUGUUCAGUAAUCUCACUUACGGCCAAAGGACUAAUAUAUCAUCACUGCUGACCUCAGAAACAAGAACGCAAAAACAAAAUAUGUGGAGAAUAAAAACUUGGAUCUCAUACUUUCAGUAUAACCAUUGCCUUUAUGAUUAAAUUUGCCUUUGUUUAUUUUUAACACUGUUGUAGGAUAAAUAGGUUGAAAAUAUUCGUAUGUUGUAGUGAUAGUCGCACCGAGUUUGGCACCAGUUCGUCUGUACAUCACUGUUUUAGAACAUUUCACACCUCGUGCCAUUGUGUUUUUGUCAUCAGUCUUUUUUAAGUAGUUCAUUUGGAGUCCUGAGAUAUUUUAAUAGUGUGCAAUGUGUAUGUUUUAUUUUUGAAUAAACUUUGUGCUAUUCUUCUACCUGCCUGUCAGCAGCUGUAAUCUUCA
Pelmatolapia mariae (spotted tilapia) is the source of this 2411-nucleotide messenger RNA. RefSeq names its product sarcoglycan, gamma (gene sgcg). The record is from RefSeq and is a predicted model, not a curated record. Gene Ontology annotation, cellular component: sarcolemma; sarcoglycan complex. NCBI's taxonomy places the organism in Eukaryota, Metazoa, Chordata, Actinopteri, Cichliformes, Cichlidae. Gene Ontology annotation, biological process: heart contraction; cardiac muscle tissue development. The transcript has 8 exons. The coding region runs from base 211 to 1083 and encodes 290 amino acids.